Volvox carteri f. nagariensis is the source of this 1218-nucleotide messenger RNA. RefSeq lists its product as uncharacterized. NCBI's taxonomy places the organism in Eukaryota, Viridiplantae, Chlorophyta, Chlorophyceae, Chlamydomonadales, Volvocaceae. Bases 1 to 1218 code for a protein of 405 amino acids. The transcript is spliced from 7 exons. The record is from RefSeq and is a predicted model, not a curated record. Gene Ontology annotation, molecular function: nucleotide binding.
AUGAUUUGGCCGGCACGUCGAGUUCCCCAGGCGGAGGUGGUUGCCGUGGCGGCACGGGAUGGAGAGCGUGCCCGAGAUUAUGCCAAGCAGCAUGGGAUUGCUCGUUCCUACGGCUCUUACGAGGCCCUACUGGCUGACCCCGACAUCGAUGCCGUAUAUGUGGGCCUGCCCAACGGCUUGCACGGACAUUGGACUCGUGCCGCGCUCAAGGCCGGCAAACACGUCCUCUGCGAGAAGCCGUUCACCGCCAACGAGGAAGAGGCGCGGGAGGUUCAGGCGCUAGCGCGCAGCCGCGGCCUGGUGUGCCGGGAAGCUUUCCACUACCGGGAGCACCCCCUCAUGGAGCACCUGCACAGGCUUUUGGGUAGCAUGUCGUCGUUGUGCACAGAUAGCAGCCCCAAGGCAGUUGGAAAGCAGCAGCACCUGCAGCAGCAGCAGCACCAUGGCAAAUUUCAUGAGGAGGCCUCUGGGGGAGUGCUCGGCCGGCUCAAGUCGGUGGAUGUGGCUGUGCUCAUCCCGAAGUGGGUUUUCGGCGGAGCCAACAUUCGCUUCCAAGAGACUCUUGCAGGUGGCGCGGCGAUGGAUGCGGGUUGUUACUGCAUUCACGCCAUUCGAAGCCUCGUGGGCGGUCAACCUACGGUGGAGUCUGCCACCGCUGUCAUGGCGCCCAAGUCGCAGGUGGUCGACGCGGCGAUGAGUGGCACGUUGCGGUGGCGCGAGGGCAGCAAUGCUGGUCUGCACGCCUCUUUCCGGGCUUCGCUGCAACAUGAUGGGUUGUUUCCCAUCAGCACCAUUGACGUGCGCGGGGACAAGGGUCACCUGCACUGCUCGAAUUUCAUCAUGCCCGUCUUCGGCAACGUCGUACGGCUGACAACCACUUCGCCGGCCGUCGAGUCAGGUGCAGGCAGCAAUAGCAUCGGUAACGGCAGCAACAAGACCACAACCACCGUCACCCGCGUGUAUGGUAGCGGCGAGAGUACCUAUUUUUACCAGCUCUCGCGUUUCGUACGCGACGUGGGCACCGUUAAGGACGCGGCCAAGGAUGACGAUGCCGGGGCCUUGGUUGCGGCAUCCACCAUCCUGGCUGAUGACGCCGCGGACAGCAUCGCCAACAUGCACCUAUUGGAUGAGGUUUACCUGGCGGCUGGUUUAGCUCCGCGAUUGCCGUCUUCACAAUCAGCCAGGAAGCAGCAGGCGAAGCAGGCAGGAGUGCAAUAA